Molecule: messenger RNA, 798 nt
Organism: Telopea speciosissima
Lineage: Eukaryota; Viridiplantae; Streptophyta; Magnoliopsida; Proteales; Proteaceae
Product: oxygen-evolving enhancer protein 1, chloroplastic-like
Exons: 4
Coding region: 1-798 (265 amino acids)
Biological process (GO): photosystem II assembly; photosystem II stabilization
Cellular component (GO): photosystem II oxygen evolving complex
Molecular function (GO): oxygen evolving activity
Source: RefSeq, a predicted model, not a curated record
AUGAAAGGUGGAAAUCCCAUCCUUCAAGAUGCUUUCACGAUCCGUUUCAUUGGCCCUACUCAUGCACAAGGCCCACACUCUCCCACAGAAAAUCCUCGCCAUAUAUUUUUAUAUUCACUUGACUUCAAUGUUACAGCGCAAGUGAAGAAGGAAUAUACGCUAAACCCAAUCACACUCCCGGAAACUAUAGCAGCUUCUCUCCAAGCGGCGGCUACACUCAUGCAACGGACCCAGGUCAGGGCAUCAGCUCGGGUUAGAUCCUCACAGAGCGUUAGCAAGACUUUCGGCUACGAGCUAGCCGUCGCCAGACUGACAUGCUCUCUGCAGAGCGACUUCAAAGACCUAGCCCUAAAGUACGUCGAUGCCACCAAGAUCGCUGGUUUCGCCCUCGCUACCUCAACCCUUGUCGUUUUGGGAGCCGAUGCAGAAGGAGUGCCCAAAAGACUAACCUACGAUGAAAUCCAGAGCAAGACGUACAUGGAAGUGAAGGGAACGGGAACUGCAAACCAGUGCCCAACCAUUGAAGGUGGUGUAGAAACCUUUGCCUUCAAGCCAGGCAAGUACAGUAUGAAGAAGUUCUGCUUGGAGCCAACGUCGUUCACUGUCAAGGCCGAGGGUGUGAGAAAGAACGCCCCAGCUGAAUUCCAGAAGACGAAGCUUAUGACCCGUUUGACCUACACUUUGGACGAGAUUGAACGACCCUUCGAGGUUGUCCCCGACGGUACAAUGGUGCUAGAGGCAACACCAUUGAUAUUGAUAUUAAUAAUCAUUCGAGCUCUCUACUUUGCUAUUACAUAA